UUCCGAGCGUACCGAACUCCUUACGUCAGUGGAGCGAACCUUUUCCCACGCCAAAAAGCGUUCUACUACCAGCGAAAAAACCAAAACAUCGUGAACGUGCCCGUGACGUUUUGUUUUCGUUUAAUCUUUUUUUUCGUUUUGUUUUUUCCGGCGCUGUUACCGCACUCCCACGCUUAUGCGGGAAUUUUUAAUUUAUUGUUUUGAUUUUGAUAAUGAAUUAAUUAACUGGAACCUGGAUUUUUGAUUUUGCUAAGGAAUGUGCUCAACUUUAACGUAAAAAAAAAAAAGGAUCGCAUUGAAGAUUUGUUUUGAUUUGCAUCGUACAGUGUAGUGUGCGUGUUGUUAUAAUAUUUGUGUUUCGAUUUAUUAUUUUUAUUUUGGUUUUGGUUGAUUUUAUUUUACUUCGACUGGCACUUAUCGUCUGGAGCGGCCGAACUGUCCGUUCUCCGGACGAUUUCUUUCUUGACCACUGACCGGACCCGCCGUCUGAAAAAAUCUGCUGGGUCAAAAACAUCUCCAAGUAAAAGGAGAAAAGUAAUUGAUACUUAAGUCCAAUCCUGGUGAAAAGUUUUGAUCUGAAUACAAAAACGUUUGAUAAUGAAGCUGUCACGUCUGUAGAUCUGACUUCAUUUAUAAAGUCGAAACUGCCAGUGAUGUAUAGAAAGAAGACUGAAACUUUUGUCACAGAGUCAAAAAUGUGGAGGACGAUAAGCUACAGGAGGUGGUUUUCUUGGAGACUUUCAAAGCUACCUCGGCUCCAUAUAAUGACAAUCCUAUUUAUUUCUACUGUGUUCCUGGAAGAAUGCAUCCCAAAAGUCAUCGCUCAAAACACACCAGCCUCAAGAUCUAGGAGCAGUCGACCACCUCAGGAAUUCGCAAUCGAACCUGCAGACCGGACAGCAAUUGUAGGCAAACCAGCCGUCCUACCGUGCCGAGUUCUCAACAAAGCUGGCACUUUACAGUGGACUCGAGAUGGAUUCGGUCUUGGAUCAGACCGAGAGCUUAGAGGUUUCCCUAGAUACACGAUGGUCGGCAGUGACGAUCCACCAGAACCACCAAAGAUAGUGCAAGGCGACUUCUUGCGAACGACAGCUGGAAUGACAGUGGAAUUAACAUGCGAAUCUCAUGCUGGAAAACCACCUGCUGAGCUGACGUGGUUGGACGGCGAAGGCAAUGUUGUAACAGACGACAUCGAAUACACGACACAACUUUUAGGGGACAACAAAAGGGCCAAUGCUGCCCUCAAGUGGACACUCACCCCUCGCAGGGAGCAUGAUGGUAAAACUUUCACAUGUCGCUCCGAAAAUCCGGCACUCACGCAACCACUGCAUGCCAGAAUAAGUCUGGAAGUCAAAUAUCCUCCAGAAAUUACUCUCAAAGUGAGUUCUGACAAGAUUAUGGAGGGCGAUAACGUGAAGUUCACCUGCGAAGCUGUCGCCAAUCCGGCCGACGUCAACAUCAAGUGGCAAAGGAACGACGAAGUGAUAGCGGGGGACCACAGCACAACCUACACAAUAUCCCGAGUCACACGUGAAUACAACAAGGACACCAUCAGCUGCGAAGUGAGCAAUGCUGUGGGAACUACAAAGUCAACACACACUCUCAAUGUCCUCUAUGGUCCCGUGUUCCGAUCGACAAUCGAAAAUGUCGCGGCCGACAUCGGAUCAGAGGUGACUCUGAGCUGCGAUGUCGAUGGCAACCCGAAACCCGACACAGUUUGGACGUUCGAAGGAUCCGACGCUGUUCUCAGCACACAGUCCAAAUUGGUCAUCCCACAGCUCACACUGGACAGAGCAGGUAGAUACACAUGCCGUGCUACAGUAGUGGGAUUUCCAGAGAUUUCAACUGAUGUCCUUGUUUUCAUCAAAGGACCACCUAGAGUUCGAAGUGACCCAGUUCAAUAUGGAAUGGAGGGUGAAGUUGUGAAACUGCAAUGUGUCAUAGCAUCUGUGCCUGCACCGACAAGGAUACUAUGGUCUAGGAAUUCACAGCACGUUGAUAUUGACAAUAAUGAUGGAUAUGAAAUUGUCGAAGAAGCAAUAGCAGGAGGCGUAAAAAAUAUUCUGAUUAUCCACAAUGCCGACGAAGACGACUUCGGCCAGUAUAAUUGCUCAGUAUGGAAUGCUUUUGGUCAAGAUAGUAUGCUCAUACUACUUAAAAAACAAAAGAGCCUUCCUAUGUUAAUUAUAUUAGCCGGAGUCAUCGGCGGCAUCGUUUUCAUAGUCUCAGUGACAAUAGUCAUAAUAUUGUGUCUAAGGCGGAAAUCCGUCAUAAAAGAUGAGGACUACGGGUCUGAGAAAAAAACGAAACAGUCGGACUCGGCCUCGUCCGGAGACUCGGACUUUAAGGCCGAGAUCCGGACGGCCUCGUCCCUCUCCAACAAUGAACACGACAGGAGCUGGGAAGAGAAUAGCGACCGAGCUCAAGACAACAUUUUCAAAUACAACCCCAACGACUACCCGGAGACUAACUUCCCACCCAAACCGGAAAGCCAAGUUAACAACGGCUACAUCCCGUACGUGGAUUACACUCGUGAUUACACCCCUCCAGCCGUCCCACCCACUGGUGGCGUCCGAGACAGCGGCCUCUAUGGUAGUCCACCCCAAUCAUUGAGCGAUCUCUCACAUACGGUGGAUCCCCGUUACAGAGCAGGAUACGCCAAUCCUUAUCUGCGAAACUCAACAUCAAAUCUACCACUACCACCACAAGGUGGCGUCUUCGUCACUUCGACGUGGGGUGGUCACCAUACCCCGAGCCCUACGUCCCCAGCGGCUGCUGGACAGCAGCCAAGCUCGCAGGGUCAAGCCCCAGCACAAAAUCGGUAUAUCACCGCCCAGCAGGGACAAACACAUCUGAAGCCGGGAACGCUGGCCACGCACGUCUGACGCUAGGCUCUGUCGUCUGGGAUGAUCUUGGCAACUUUUUUUUUCUUGUCAAAUGUUGCUUUCCAAUUAUUGAAAAGGAGGAUUAAAGAAAAAAAAAACAAUGGUGUACAACAUCUUCUCCCUCUGUACUACCACUUCUUUUACUGGUUGGUACCAGUGGGCUUCCAGUCAUAGCCAACCUCACCACAAGUCGACGGAUUUCUUCAACUAUCUUCAUCAACUAUAAGUGUGGUAUGAUGCGCAGUUGUUGGACGCCUGCAUUUUCAGUUUCGACCUCCUAAAUGUUCGUCCCCUGACAAAUAUAAGAACAUUACGCUGAUCUGUCAUGUUUCUUUUCGUGCGUGUCUUAAUGAGGAGCUUGUUUGCUGUCCGAGUGAAAAACUGCCUUGUGUAUAUCAAAAAGAAGUUGCUAAGCUCUGUACAAAUAUUAAAAAAAAAAACCCUCAAAGACUGAAUAAAGACUCGGAUGCCGCAGAAUUAAAAAACCUGUUAUGUAUUUAACUAUGCAAAUUUCUUUUCCGAUUGUUGAACAUUUGUAGGGACUAUGUGUGGAGCCACUUUAAGGUCUCCCGUUUAUGAUCCGAAAAAAACUGGUGCAGAAAUGCUCUGCUUGAAGAACGUCUUCUAAAAACCAGUUCUUUUUGGCAUUCGCAAUUAGUCACAACUACUACAACAACAACCUUGAAGAAUGGGCUCCAGAACCUUUAUUUGACAAAGUACUACAUGUCACCAACUCUUAACUGGAACUAUGGACUUGAUACUCCAGUGAAUUUGUGCCACUUUGAACUUUAGUGUUAUGUUUUCCUCCCGCCACCUGUCCUAAGAUGAGUGUAUUGAGGAAAUUGUUUUAAGAUUAUGAGAGACUUAUAAACUUAUAAGAAAUACGUGUAUAAAAUAAAAUUUAAAACAAAAAAAAAUUAAAAGGUGCUUAUUACCAUUUUUCUGCUGAUGCCUGAUGUAGAAAAUACCUACCCAAUCUGCAUGGUCUUUUACGUAUCAGUCAUUUUUUUCAUCGUCACUUUCAUCAUUUGAAGUAUAAAGGAUUCUUAUAAUUAAAGAGUACUUAUACAUAUUUGAGGUGUAAUUGAAUGACCGUUUAUAUUCGUGUCUUUUUAUCUUUCCUAAGAAAUCCGUGGCCCUUUCUUCGAUGAACUAUUCAUAUGAAACAAAAAUGAAAUACUACAGUACGGGACACCUACUCGUAAAUUAACCUAAAACUCAGUAUUGAAAUCUUUUUCCAAAGAUCAUCUGUACUAUUCUACGUUCUUAUUUUUAAAGCCUCGUUUUCAUCGAUAUCGUUUUCCAACUUCUGCUCACAAUUUUUUGGCUGUGAUUGUAACUGUUACGAAAUAAUCCUCGUGUUGCAGAGGCUUGCUUUUUACUGAGAUCUCUGUUUUUUCGUAUUCUUUAAUUCUGCAUGCUGUUAAAUAUUUUCUAAAGAAAACUUGUCGAUUAAGAAGACUUAAACUUGCAUCGGUUGCAGUUCGUCAACCUCUCCUUCGAUUCAUUCAUUUUAUUGUUUAUUAUUUAUGUUCAUGUUUUUAUGUUUUUGCUGUUUGUAACAUACGUUGAAGCUACUUCAGUUUGGUCUAUGGAGUGACGUAAAUAUAAAAAUGCGCAGCAUUUGCAUGAUAGCUCGAUCCUGGAUGAUCACAGCGUUUUGUUUUGCUUUAAAACAAACAAGUACUGUAAUGACUCUUCAGGAUUUAAAUUUCUUUUCAUUAAUAGCUUGUAUAACUAAAAUACGGUUAAAAUAAAAUAAAAAGAUUUGCUAUAAACAAGUGGUAGACGUUUUACGUUAGAGAUCUUCAAAUCAUGGCGAUUCUAUUCUCAUCAAAAGUUAUGAAUGUUUAGUAGUUUUAUUAAAUGUUUAUUACAUUUUAAUAUUAAAUUUGUUUUAUUAUUGGAAUUAUCGAAAGCCUUAGAAAAACUGUGAAUUUUCUACUUAAUAAGCAUAUCAUCAAAAAUUUCAUUUCUUUUUCUAUCGUUCGUCGUUAUUUAUAAAGUAGAGAGCCGAUUAAUGACAAAAUUUGAACAAAAUAUAGAAAAUAUUUAUAUUAAGUCAUUACAUUUAAGUAACUCUUUAAUAUCAUUGAUUUUUUUGCAUAUUUAUAAAUAUAUGAAAAAUCCUAUUAAUAGUUGUACUUAAGUUAAAACUGAUUUUUUUGCAAACAACAAAAAUUUUUAUAACAUCCCUUUAAAAACAAAAAAUAUCAAUAAUAAAAAAUUUUGUAAAAUUCCAUAAAUUCUAAUAUAUUCUAUAAAUAAAUUUGCUUUAAUAACAAAACAUCAUAAGAUAAGAUAUCAUUAUAAUUGCCAACUAAAGGAAUGUCUUGGAGGAAUUGUCUACACCUAUUAAAAUGCAAAAUGUAUUAUUUUUGUUACUUAAUCCGAAAACAUGGCUAAAUCAAAAGACUUUAAACGGUUUGGAAUUCAAUCUAAAAGUCCUGGUGUUCUAAAUUGCCAAACAAAUUUAUUAAUCCAACAAAUGAAUAAUAGAAAAAUACCUUGCAAUAGCAACAAUACAAUAGCUUUUCUCAUUACUAAUAUAAAUCGGCUGUUUUACCAACUGAAUCAAUAGGAUAAAACGAGUUUCCAACAUACAGGAACAUUUCACUUUUAUUCCAUAAGAUGCUUUAAACCGUUAGGGAUUUACAUGAGCAAAAUAGUUCCUACUGCUUUAGUAGUUUGUCUGAUUUUCAGAAAUUGGAAAAAACAUUUUUUUCAUCUAAAGCUAGAAACGGGGAAAUGUAAUUCCAAUCAUAAAACAUAAUGAUAAUACGAUUAAGAUAAUAGGAUAUCGCUGAAACCCAAAGCGCUCUCCAGUGGGUUACUAUCUCUCGCGUAAAAUGUCUACCAACAACUGACCAUUUGCUGAAGCUGACCACUUUUGAAAUGAACUCUCCUGUACAGAAGUUGCUUCAUCGUAUCAUAUCCAAAGAUGUAUGUCCUGCAUUUGAUUUUUAUUGUAUUUAUACUGGUUAGCCGAUUCCGUAGAGAGUUCUUCAUGCCUUCGAAUCUUCCGAUCAGAGCCCCCCACGUUGUUUGUGGGAGCGCUUCUGUCCGUCAUAUCCUCUCUUCCCCUCCUGACCCUAGAACAUAGUGCCAGUCAUCGUGUAAAUAUGUGUAUAAGAGGACAAACAAAAAAGAGUGUAUGCUGCCGUUGCUGUUAGUAUUUAUGACGGUGGAAAUCCAGACAUAAACUGACAUUGCCAUCAUAUAUUUUUCACUGUGAAAUGAUGUAAGCAAUAAAGUUUCCGGAAUUAAAUGUUUUUGUUAUGA
Messenger RNA from Argiope bruennichi, 6167 nucleotides. Its product is annotated as irregular chiasm C-roughest protein-like. Gene Ontology annotation, molecular function: cell adhesion molecule binding. Gene Ontology annotation, cellular component: cell-cell junction. Gene Ontology annotation, biological process: cell-cell adhesion. NCBI's taxonomy places the organism in Eukaryota, Metazoa, Arthropoda, Arachnida, Araneae, Araneidae. The record is from RefSeq and is a predicted model, not a curated record.